Pseudomyrmex gracilis is the source of this 1206-nucleotide messenger RNA. Its product is annotated as odorant receptor Or2-like. Gene Ontology annotation, cellular component: plasma membrane. Lineage: Eukaryota; Metazoa; Arthropoda; Insecta; Hymenoptera; Formicidae. The record is from RefSeq and is a predicted model, not a curated record. The coding region runs from base 7 to 1164 and encodes 385 amino acids. Gene Ontology annotation, molecular function: odorant binding; olfactory receptor activity. The transcript is spliced from 5 exons. Gene Ontology annotation, biological process: detection of chemical stimulus involved in sensory perception of smell; sensory perception of smell.
CACACGAUGCAUACUCUUCCCUUGUCGUUUGCGUUGUUGACAUAUGUCGGGUAUUGGCGACCUGUCGAUUGGCCUCCGAUGACCCUCAAAUACCGGGCGUACUGCGUUUACUCCGUCGUGAUGAUUUUUCUGCUUAACUCGUUCGCGUUUUGUGGCAUAGUCGAUAGCUUUAUAUUCAAAGAUCUCGAAACGUACAUUGAGAAAUUUUCGCUAUUCAUAUCGGUGUUUGGCGUUUGCUGCAAAGUGGUAAACUUGGUGAUACACCGAGGUAGAAUUAUCGGUCUCGCCGAUAUGCUGUUGAAAGACAUCUGCUUACCUAGAAACGAUCACGAGACGAAUAUUCAGCGACGAUUCGAUAAUAACGCAAAGAAACUUGCCAUCUACUGCGAGAUAUUAAACGAAUCGGCCGUCUUCUUCGCCACGGUCGCUCCGUUGUGGAGUUUUGCCAGUACCCGAAGCUUACCGCUGUCCGAUUGGGUGCCCUAUAGAAUCUCUUCAACGGCUGUUUAUUGGGCUACAGUGAUGCACCAAACUAUCGGACUGACGGUCUGCGCGAACGCCAGUGUCGCUCACGAGACUCUCGUUGCCGGUUUUAUGAUCCAAGCCUGCGCUCAGCUAGACAUUCUCUGUCAUCGCGCUCGCACAUUGCCGGAUUCUCUGUCGAACGUUCGGAAGCGCAACACCUCGAAGGAGAACUUGAAGACGCGAGAACAGCGACUUGUACGCGAGCUCGUUCAUCAUCAUCGCUACAUAUACAAAUACGCGGAACGUAUCAAUACGGUGUUCGCAUUGAUGAUCUUUCUGCAAUUUACCAUAAGUUCGACGGUGCUCUCUUUGAGCAUCUACAAAAUGUCGACAAAGAGCAUAUUGAGCUUCGACUUUGCGUGGAGUUUGUCGUAUCUCGGAUGCAUGCUUACGCAGCUCUAUCUGUACUGCUGGUUUGGCAACGAAGUGACACUGAAGAGCGUCGAAAUUGGCAGCGCCGUUUACGAAAUGGACUGGACGAUGCUUUCCACUGAUGUAACGAAGUAUCUUUUGAUGAUAAUCACACGAUGCAAAAAACCAAUUACGAUAACCAGCGGCCACAUAGUUAGUUUGUCCAACGAGUCGUUCAUGAAGAUCGUCAGAGUUUCUUAUUCGGCAUACAGUGUUCUAAAAACUUAGUUACUAGCGAGAGAGAGAGUACACAGUAAUCUUGCCAUCAGA